Molecule: messenger RNA, 2597 nt
Organism: Mobula hypostoma (lesser devil ray)
Lineage: Eukaryota; Metazoa; Chordata; Chondrichthyes; Myliobatiformes; Myliobatidae
Gene: heatr3
Product: HEAT repeat containing 3
Exons: 16
Coding region: 186-2225 (679 amino acids)
Biological process (GO): protein import into nucleus; ribosomal large subunit biogenesis
Source: RefSeq, a predicted model, not a curated record
AACAGACACUGUGUUGUGACCUGUCAGAACUUAUCCAUACACUGGCUCGUGACGCGUUCGGGAUUGCAUGUCCUGGCGGCUGCCGGCGCCGACAUGGUCUCUGAUCGGGCUAUCCGCAUUGUAUAGCGGUUCGGCCGAGCUGUGCGUCCGUUUUCCAGGUGCCAGCGUCGGCAGGGACCGAGACGAUGGGCAAAAGGAAAACCAACAAAUUUGCCCGGCCGCAUUUUUCCCCAAUAGGGCAAUCGAAUAACAUCGGAGGGCUGGAAGAGGAGGAGGAGGUGGAUGGAGAGGUUUCCUCGCCAGCCGGGGAAUUACUUGAGAAAUUACAGAAUGGGUCUGCUGAUAUUCGGGAAUUUGCAUGUGCAAGCAUUUCAAAACUCGUGCAGGAGAAAAAGGUGAUCCCCUCAUUUUUGCAAAAAGAUGCCAUUCGAUGUUUGGGACCUAUGCUGCUUGAUCCUAGUGUUGCUGUCAGGGAGACAGCUGCAGGUGCACUCAGAAAUCUUAGUGCUUGUGGAGGAUACGAUGUUUGUGAUGAGAUGGUGAAGCAAGAUGUUUUGACACCCCUUACUGCGCUGUUGCGGGAGUGCUGUACAGAAUUAAAUUCUAAUAUGGUAAAUCCUCAAAAAAUACAAGGUUCUGAUAAAAAUUAUAUAGAGGAUGUGUCCAAUGAGGCUAUCCAUCUUCUUUGGAAUUUGUGUGAAAGCAGCAGCAAGGCAGUGUCUGUCUUCAACAAAGAAGGUUUAUUGGAUAUCUGUAUUCUAUGCUUGAGAAAGUUCAAUGACAAUAUAGAAUUGGCCAUUUCUGCAGCUUAUUGUUUACAGACAGUUACUGAAGACAAUACUGAGCUUUUGGCAUCCUUAAUUCCCCCGGCCCUGCAAGUAUUGGAAAUGGUGCUGCUAUCCAAAGAAGAUACCACAGAACAUCUGCUCCUGAGGACCCUCGUAGCAGGUACAGUAUGGAAUGUGAAGAACAUUGUCCCUUCCAGCAGUCAAGCAGACACAAUAAAUGCUGUUAUAAGGAUUCUUGCAGAAGCCUUGGACAAGAAUGCAGGCCAGAUAAUUCUUACACUCAGGCAGGCUGUAUGUACAAUCCCAAAGGCUGAGGCAGAGAUUGAAAUGGAAGAGGAAAUGAACAAUACAGAUGAGAAUGUUGCUCCCAAACUGGAGGAUGGUACACAAAAAAUAUCUCAUCAGACUGAAGCAGAAAAUAUUGCAAGUGAAGACAUUUCAGAUUUUCUACCAACCCAGUGCGAGGAGUUGAGGCAUGCCACUGCUCUGCUUGAUGCUCAACAGACUGCCUUGGAGAUCAUUGUAAACAUGUGUUGUUCUGAAGAUCCUUCUGAUGAUGAGUGGGAGGAGAUGUCAAGCAGCGAUGAAAGUGAUAAUUGUAUGGCUGAAGGGUCUGAAACACUUUUCUCUCCUCUCUGCCUGUCUGCAGAGGUUAACUCUGCACUCAUUAACUACCUUAUUCCAAACAAGGUUUUGGAGAAGACAAAAUUCACGGACAAAGUUACAGUAGAUGCAUGUAUGGAAAGUCCAUCUUGGCGAUAUUUGAUUGAAAAAUUACAGCGAAUACAAUGUAGAGCCCUGACCUGCCUGCAUAAUCUUUUAUCGGUAUUGGAUGUGGAGGGGUUUGGCGGACCAUCUGCACUUCAUUCUCUUUCACAGCAUCUUGGAAAACUUGUUUUCUGUCAAUCAGAGAUCACAAAAGACUCAGAAUUCUUAGAGGCUGUGACAAGUGCUAUUAGAUCAUCGAUGCAGAUAAUGUCUUCCCAUAAUCUUCCUCAACAAUAUAUGAGUGCUGAGCAGCUGAUGAUGAUAUGUGAAGCAGGAGCCCAAUGCGAAAACAUCAGUACUCGAGUCAAUGUGGUUGCCAUGAUGGGAAUUAGUGGCAAUGUACUUUCCAAGGUGGAUAACACAGCUGAAACUCUCAAGAUAAUGGGUAAUUUUUUGCUCGAAGUAGUCACCAAGGAUUCUUCACUCGUAGUCGUAGGUGAAGCCCUGGAUGCCAUCAUUGAUGUCUUUGCUGAUGGAAAAGAGGCAGAUAAAGCAGCAGAUGAGAUGAAACUGGUCCAUAUUCUGAAGUCUUUCCAGCCAGUCUUCAAGUUGAGGAUCCAAAAGGAAGUGAAAGAUAACCUCACCCCAGAUCGACGAUUGGUCCUUGACAACGUGAAGCUCAAUCUGCGGCGAUUUAUUGCCUACCGUGAAGCUUUAACGAAAAAAUAAGCAGAGAUUCACGAAGGCUGGUUUGAAGUUGAGCCACUAUUCAUAUUUUUCACUUGAGAACUUGUUCCAACCUUCAGAUGUAAAAUGGUUAUAUCUGGUGAUCAGUUUAUAAAUCAAUUUUUAUGCAUAAAGUAUUUUUAUUAAAUAUUCAGUAUAGUUUUUAAAAAUCGUUUAAAUUGGUCAUAAUAGUUUAUGAUUACUUAGAAAACAAACUUUUUAAUUCUCUUACAUUGGUCAAGUUUAAAAGCUCUUUUUGAGUACAUAAAUUACAUCACAAGUGGUUUUGUAACAUGACAAGUAUUGCAUAUAGUGCAAACAACUAACGUCAAUCUCAAAGGAAUCAACUGGAAGAAGAUUGAUUUUAAUAAAGUU